This is a messenger RNA of Theobroma cacao (cacao), 778 nucleotides long. RefSeq names its product Carbohydrate-binding X8 domain superfamily protein. The record is from RefSeq and is a predicted model, not a curated record. Lineage: Eukaryota; Viridiplantae; Streptophyta; Magnoliopsida; Malvales; Malvaceae.
GUGACUUUUCUUCUCUUUGCCCUUUCCACUACAUUAAAAAGUCUCGGCCUUCCUUUGCUUUCAUCAAACAACACAAACUAUUACUCCAUCAUUAAGCUUUCAGUUCACAACAGUCAUUUCCUAUUCUUAAGUACAGCUUUCAAUGGCUAAAGUAGCAGCUUUCUCUCUGUUGCUCCUGCUUGUGUCCUUCACUUCAGGAGGAACUUUGAUGAUGGUAAAUGGCCAGAAAUCUUGGUGUGUGGCUAAGCCAUCAUCAGACCAGGCCACUCUUCUGGCAAACAUUAACUAUGCAUGCUCUCAAGUGGAUUGCCGAGUUCUGCAAAGGGGUUGUCCUUGCUUCACUCCUGAUAAUCUGAUGAACCAUGCUUCUAUUGCCAUGAAUCUUUACUACCAAGCCAAGGGAAGAAACAGGUGGAAUUGUGAUUUCAGAAGCUCUGGUCUUGUUGUCAUCACUGAUCCAAGUUAUGCUAACUGCAUUUAUGAGUAGCUAGCUACCACUGGAUUGGUUUAAGCAACUGAAUGUUUCCUCUGGAAAAGGAACUCUUGUAGCUCAAUGGAACUUUUAUGUUUGACUAUCUGGUAAAUCUGGUUGAUUUUUAGCUUCUGCUAUUAAAUGAUGGUGAAGAAAUGUGAAAAAGAUCCAGCUUAAUUCUCCUUAAUUAAUUAAUUACUCUCAUGGGAAAUUAAGGUUAGCUGAGAAGAUGCUAUCCACUUCAAAUCUUUACAACCCAGCUUGGAAACCUUUACAGGGAAUCAGAUAGUACUCCUUAAUCUUUAA